AGGGAGGUUGGUGGAGAUGUGCAUCGCGGCGGCGAGCGCCUCCGCGGAGAGCGUGGAGAGGUGGCGGCGUCAGCGGCGGACCCUCGAUCGCCUCCCCUCCCACCUUGCCGACGCCCUCCUCCGCCGCCUCCUCCGCCGCCGCCUCCUCUACCCCUCCUUGCUCGAAGUCUUCCAGUACUCCGUCGAGGAGGUUGACUUGAAAGGCGAGAAUAGUGUAGAUGCAGAGUGGCUAGCUUAUUUAGGAUCAUUCCGUUACUUGCGCACACUAAAACUCGUGCAUUGUAGGGGCAUCAACAAUUCUUCUAUUUGGCCUAUUUCUGGAAUGAGCACUUUAAAAGAGUUAGACUUGUCGAGGUGUUCGAAAAUCACGGAUGCUGCAAUCAGAAAUGUGAUUUCAAUCGAGUCUCUAGAAAAGCUAUAUCUCGCAGAGACUAGAGUGACUGCCAAUGGAGUGAUGCUCCUAUCUUCUCUUAAAAAUCUGUGCUUGUUGGACCUGGGAGGUAUUCCCGUCACUAAUGAGGCACUAUCAUCAUUACAGGUUUUGACAAGAAUCGAGUACUUGGAUGUAUGGGGUAGUUCCGUUACUAAUGCUGGUGCUGCAAAACUUACGGCGUUUCCUAGAUUGAAUUUUCUUAAUCUCGCUUGGACUAAUGUCACUGUUUUGCCAUAUCUUCCUUCAUUAAGGGUCUUGAACAUGAGUAAUUGCACCGUCCAUUCUAUAUUUGAUGGGGAUCAUAGAACUAGUAUUCCUUUGACGAAAUUUCUUGUUUCUGGAUCUACUCUUACCGAUAUUGACGAAUCAUUCUCCUAUAUUGAAGCAAGUUCUUUGACAUUCUUGGACAUGUCUGGAUGUUCCGUUAGCAACUUCAGCUUCUUGGAAAAGCUGAAAAGAUUGGAGCACUUGGAUCUCCGCUCCACUAAAAUAGUUGAUAACACAAUUGAACUUGUUGCAAAUAUUGGAGUGUCUUUGCGAGAUUUAAAUCUUAGCCAUGCGAACCUCACAUCUUAUGGAGUGAGUGCAUUGGCUGGAGCUGUUAUGAACAUAGAGUCUCUUUCUUUAGGACACACAGGAAUUGAUGAUUCUGCUCUCUCAUAUAUCGGCACGAUGCCUUCUCUAAGGACGGUUGAUUUAAGCCACACGCAUAUUAAAGGUUUUAUUUACUGGGGUAGGGACAAUAGGGAGAGAACAUUGUCGCUCUGUGCUCUUCAGAAUCUCAAACAUUUGGAGAACUUAAAUUUGGACGACACGCAGUUGAAAGAUGAAGUUGUUCAGCCCUUGUCUUCCUUAAAAGAGUUGAACUCUUUGUAUCUGAAGAGUGAUUACUUGUCUGAUAUCACGUUGCAUGCCGUGUCUUCUCUCUCGAACUUAAAAGUUUUAGGGUUUCGGGGGACUGUACUGUCCAACUCUGGACUUCUCCUCUACAUGCCCCCACCCACGCUUGAAGUAUUGGAUUUGAGACUAUGUUGGCUUUUAACUGAGGACGCGGUCCUAGCAUUCUGUCGAGGUCACCCUCAAAUCGAGGUGAGACACGAACUCGUUGAGAAGGUUAAUGCAGAACGAGGUGGAUCGGUUGCUUCCUCCCAUCUCAACAAAAUGACCCAAAUUCGAUCAAAAGGGAUGAAUUUUCCGCAAGUUGCGAGAGGAAACACAACUGCCAAUUUUGUAGAUGAAAGGGUUAAAUAUAGCAUGGAGGAAUUGAUGGAGUUGAAGCAUCUGCCAGUAUCAAGCUCUUCGUUGCAUGGUACACAGAUUCCACCGGAGUUGCGGAGAACUGAAUUAUGCUUUUCCAGGGGGAACAAAAUGAUUUUGGAUCAUCAUCAAAUAGCUAUUUUCAAAUACACUGGAAAAGGAAAUUCAAAUCUGCGAAUUUCGACUUUAGAUAUUUUGUGCAUAUUGUUAUCGCACUACAUCGGUUGGUUUAUCACACUAAUUAAGGUGAAAAGCGACAUCACGGUCAUCAGAAGAACAGAAAAUUUAGUAAGACGCGUUUUAUAGGACAAUCACUAUAUGUGACUCUCAGAGGAAGGUUGAGUACUAGCGGAUGGUUCAUGCCCAAUCAUCUUAUAAGAUGCAUUCUGCGUUCUUUUUUUAUUUA
This is a messenger RNA of Ananas comosus (pineapple), 2096 nucleotides long. Its product is annotated as leucine-rich repeat-containing G-protein coupled receptor 4. Bases 17 to 1996 code for a protein of 659 amino acids. The record is from RefSeq and is a predicted model, not a curated record. Gene Ontology annotation, molecular function: protein binding. The transcript is spliced from 8 exons. Lineage: Eukaryota; Viridiplantae; Streptophyta; Magnoliopsida; Poales; Bromeliaceae.